UUCCGUUUCCGGCCGCGCGCCCCGCCCCUCUCUUGGAUGAGUCGUGUUGUGCCGCUUUCUGGCGAUGAGGAGCGCCCCAAACCCGAGGUUCUAUGGCAGCCGCGGGGUCUGUGAAGGCGGCGUUGCAGGUGGCCGAGGUGCUGGAAACCAUCGUGAGCUGCUGCGUAGGGCCCGAGGGGCGGCAGGUUUUGUGUACGAAGCCCACUGGCGAGGUGCUGCUCAGCCGGGAUGGAGGCCGCCUCCUGGAGGCGCUACACUUAGAGCAUCCCAUAGCCAGGAUGAUAGUGGCCUGUGUUUCCAGUCAUCUCAAAAAAACAGGAGAUGGUGCUAAAACAUUUAUUAUCUUUCUUUGCCAUUUGCUUAGAGGACUUCAUGCAAUCACAGACAGAGAAAAGGAUUCUUUGAUUUGCGAAAAUAUUCAAACCCAUGGAAGGCAUUGGAAAAAUUGCUGUCAGUGGAAAUUUAUUUCCCAAAGUCUUCUAAUGUUUCAGACACAAAUAUUAGACUGUAUUAUGGACCAGUACUUAAGUAGACACUUUUUGUCUAUCUUUUCUUCUGCUAAAGAGAGAACAUUGUCAAGGAGUUCUUUAGAAUUGCUCUUAGAAGCUUACUUUUGUGGAAGAGUGGGAAGAAAUAAUCAGAAAUUUAUUUCACAAUUGAUGUGUGACUAUUUUUUCAAGUGUAUGACUUGUGAAAGUGGGAUUGAUGUAUUUGAGUUAGUGGAUGACUGUUUUGUAGAGUUGAGUGUUGGUGUCACUGGUCUUCCUGUUUCAGAUUCCAGGAUUGUAGCUGGGCUUGUGCUUCACAGAGAUUUUUCUGUGUACUGCCCAGCAGAUGGUGACAUAAGAAUAGUGAUGGUAACAGAAACCAUUCAGCCUCUUUUUUCAACUUCUGGAUCAGAGUUUAUUCUAAAUUCAGAAGCACAAUUUCAAACAUCUCAAUAUUGGAUUAUGGAAAGGACAAAAGCAAUAAUGAAACAUUUACAUAGUCAGAAUGUAAAAUUGCUCCUAUCUAGUGUGAAACAACCAGAUUUAGUUAUUUAUUAUGCAGGACUGAAUGGCAUAUCAGUGGUGGAGUGUUUAUCAUCAGAAGAAGUUACUCUUAUCCAAAGGAUCAUUGGUCUUUCUCCAUUUGUACUACCACAGGCCUCUUCACAGUGUGAAAUCUCUAACACUGCUUUGGUGAAAUUUUGUAAACCCCUCAUCCUUAGAUCCAAAAGGUAUGUUCAUCUUAGCUUGGCUAGCACAUGUGCGUUUAUACCACACUGUAUAGUUCUUUGUGGACCAGUGCAAGGUCUUAUUGAACAACAUGAGGGUGCUUUACAUGGAGCAUUUAAAAUGCUUCGGCAGUUAUUUAAAGAUCUUGAUCUAAAUUACAUGACAGAAGCCAAUGACCAAAAGGAUACUUCAAGUCCUCUUAUUUCUAAGAAUAGUAGAGAAAGUAAUCAGUUACCAGAAAUUGGUAAUGGGUCACUACAAAAUCCCUGUCAGGACACAGCUGUAAAGAACAAAGAUAAAUUGGAAAAAACUCAAACAUAUUUAAAAGUAAAUUCAAAUUUAGUAGUUUCAAAUGCAGAAUUAGAAACAUAUAUUCCAUGUUCAACAGCAAAACUGACACCAACAGGUACAUUCCAAACAGAUGAAACACUUAGAUGUUUAUCUUUGGGAAAAAACAUAAUAAUUGACAAUUGUGAACCAUUAAUUGAGAGUAAUUCCGCUGUUCAUUCAACAACAGAAAACACUAGAAUAGAAAUUUCUUAUGAAAAUUUACCAGUCACAAAAAUUGCUGGAAAGGGGACCAUGUUACCAGUGAGAUGUAAGUUACUGGAUAUGCGUACUUCCCAGAGUUACUAUUCUUCAUCUAUGCCAGCAGGUUGUGUUUUGCCAGUAGGUGGUAAUUUUGAAAUCUUGUUACAUUACUAUCUUCUCAAUUAUGCCAAAAAAUGCCAGCAAUCGGAAGAAACCAUGGUUAGUAUGAUAGUAGCCAAUGCACUUUUAGGCAUUCCCAAAAUCCUUUAUAAAUCUAAGAAGGGAAACUACAGCUUUCCACAAGUAUAUAUAAGAGCUCUCCAUGCACUGCAAACCAAUCAGCUCUUAGUAAGCAGUAAGACAGGUUUGGAAUCAGUAGCUGGUAAAUACCAGCUACUAACAUCAGUUCUUCAGUGUUUGACAAAAAUAUUAACCAUUGACUUGGUAAUCAAUGUUAAGAGACAACCUCAGAAAGUUUAUGAUCAAGAUUCAGAAGAUGAACUAUAGCAUCAGAAAGUUUUCAUUAAUCAACCUUUUACUUUUUGAGACAGGGUCUUGUUCUGUGUUAGUCUGUAUAGGUUUAGGGAUCAUUCUUUAUAGACAUUUCUUUAUAGUUUCUUUUACUCUUCUAUAUCUUUUUGCUCCAUCUCGCCUUUUUCACCUUUAUAUAUUUAGUUCAUGGAAUUAUUUAAUCUCAGACUUGAAUGGGGUUUUAAAAUGUCAUCUUAUUUUAAUUGUUUACAAUAUAAAUGUUAAUUUGUUCUAUAAAAAUUUUUCAUACUCAUAAUUUGUAAAGCAAUGAGUAAAAAUUUUGUUCAAAAAAGGUAUAAAUUUUUACUUUUAUGUGGCCCUUGGUUUAUUACCAUUUUAUUUGGAAAAACUUGGAUGGAUUUUCACCAUCCAUAUACCAUUGAAUAUAUGUUACCAGAAAUAUGACUGUGCAUCGUGAACUCAUUUUCAUCUUUGUAGUUAAUAGUUAAUACCAUAAAGAAUAUGAAAUUCAUAAUUCGAUUUUUUUCCUGGUCCCUAAAAGCUUGUAAAGAUAUUUUUAAGUGUUUGAUAGUUUUUCUUGUGUUUAGUGCAUAGCCAGAAUUCCAUGGUAACAAAUUUGAUAAUUCUUAUUUCUAAUGUGAAUUUACAAAUGUUCUUAUUUUAUUGUAAAAGCUUAUAAAUGCAAAUAAUACAUGCCUCUAGCCAUGGAUAAGAAGAAUGUCUUCUACUUUUAGCAGUUCUCUGUAACACCCAAAAUAGUGCUGUUUAUACCAAGUAUUCAGAAUUGCAUGUUGAAUAAAACAAGUGUUAUCUUUAAUCUGUUCCUCUAAAUACAUGCUUCCAAUCUACUUAUUCAACAAAUUCUUAUUUAGUUGGGUUAAGAUUGAAUUUAGGAAAACUGAAGAAAAAAUCUUUAAUUAUAGUUGAAUAAGUAGUGACUAGUAAUGUAUUUGAAAAAACUAACAUCCUAUCAUGAUCUUUUGUAUUAAGUAUAGUUUUGCUUUUAAAGAUUUAUGCUGUGAUACAUUAUUUCUGUGAACAUGGAGAGAAUAAAUUAACUCUGCGUCCUUUACUGAAUUCAUAGAUGAAUGAACCUACUUUAAAAUGGCUGUGUAAUUUUUUCCUUUUUUUUUAAUUGCCUGUCAGAUCAUUUUGCUUUAUUUUGUUGUUGUUAUUGUUGCUGCUGCUGCUUUAAACACUCCUCCAUCACUGAAGGCAUUUAAAGACUUUUCCAGGCAUGCCCAAGUGCUUUGCAUAUGAUAAGCAUUUAUAUAGUCAUGAGUCCAGUAGCCCUUUUGUAGUUUUGGCACCCGGUCAAAUAUCUUGCACACAAUAGAUAUCCAAUAAGUGUCUGUUGAGGACCUAUUUGAUGAAUGAAUUAGCCCAUUUCGUCCUCCAUAGAUGAGGUUAUAAUUAUUUCUAUAAACUUUCAAGGGCAAAGGAUCUGUUUUGGGGAGAAGAAACAGAACAUGUAGAACAGAUCUACACAAAGUAAUCUUUUUUCUUUUAAUUAAGAAAAUCCCUCAAAAUGAUGAUAAAGCUUUCAUAGGUUAUCCUUAUUUACAGAAUAACACCAGGGAGUUUGCAUCAGUGAGUUAGAUAGCAGAGCACUUUUAAACAUGUAAUUACAUUAUACUUAACACUAUCAACCACAAAGGAUUUGACAUGACCUACAAUAAAAACAGACCAAAAAAAGUAGACCUGUUUUACAGAAAAACAAAACUACACACACACAAUUAUGGUAAAAUCUGAAUGAAAAUUAAAGAAUCAAGACCAGGGAAAAUGUAAAGAAAAUUUAAGGUUAAGAUCAUGUUCCUAUUUUCUACUGCUGCUUAAUGAAUAAUCCCAAAACUUGGUAGGUUUGGAUCAUUAUAUUACUUGUCAUGCUUCUGGGGGUGAGGGGGUGAUGGCUUAACUGGACAAUUUCCUCUGUAUUCUAUUGGUUCAGCAGUCAUAAAGGUCAGCUGACAUUCAAGGGAGGAGAACACAGCCCCUACUACUCAUGACAAAGAAUGUGUGUCACAUUAUAAAAAGACCAUGUGAGAUGGGAUAUAUUGAGGCAGUAUCUUUGGAAAAUAUAAUCUGCAACACCGUGAGAGGGAAAAAGAAGACAAAUAUGCAUUAUCUUCUCACCUGAGUUUUUUAUUGUUUUCUGAAGUUACAUGUCAGUCUGCCUCCCACAGACCCAUUUUCUCUAGUAGCCUUUAAUGGACCUUCUUAUUUUUUUCUCACUGGGCCAGCACAAGCCAUUUUUAUCUUCAAAACAAUAAGCAUUAAAUAGUUGAACUUGAACAUCCUUGAACUGCGUCAGCCAGGGGAGCUAUUUAAUCAUGUUAUACAGGAAGUGUCGUGGUAUACAUGUUUCAGACAAAAAGGGAAGGAAAAGGGGAAUGCAAUUUGAUCCUGAGCUUUUGUCAGAAAUUGCUCAUCCCCAGGCAGAAGGAGAUUGUCUUUCUCAUGGACACAGCUCGUCAGAGAAGACAAACUACAGCUCACAAACCAUAUAUAAAUGUGUAUAUAUAGUUACUUAUUGCAACUCUAAUAGCGAAAGAUUAGUAACCACCUAAACUCUAAUGGCUACACAAGCUAAAAGGCAUAGGGGCAGUGAUUUUGCUGGGAGAAACAAGGAUUGGGAAGAGGUGGAAAGGAGAUUUCUCAUUGUAUACUUAGUCACUUUGAUUUUUGAACCAGGUGAAUACUACCUAUUUAAAAAUAAAAUUUUAAAAAUAGAUUAGAGCAAGCACUGACAGAAUGCUCCCCAAAUAGUAAGGUAAUAAGGGCCCUGAUCUGAGGAAAUGCAAAAUCAUUAUGAAAGAAAAACUGUAUGAGAGACACCAUGACAAAUCAGUAGAACUUCGACAAUAAAAGAAAGGGGAUACAGCCAAAAAAGGGAAUAUUUUCUGAGCUUUACCUGGCUUACGGUUUUUUUACUGGUUCUGGAAAUGUGAGACCAUGCUUGUUUGGCAGGCUGAAAAGAAAUGCAAGCUAAGGCAGAGUGCCACCAAGGAGUGUAGCGUGCAUUUCCUUGGGGGAGUUUCCACAGUCCUGGGUCUGCUUCCCCUUAUGCAGACUCACCAUCAGGUUCUUGUCAGCACUCUGAUUAUGUUUCUGUCUCAGGGUCUGACUCAAACCAAGCUUGUGAAUGUGAUCAACUUCUACAAUGGGAUCUGUCCCAGGAACUAGAAUAUUCCAAGUCCAUAUGACUAAUCUUUGUUUUUUAUGGGUGGACCUAUAUAGAAAGCCAAAUAAUAAUCAGGUGCUUGCUCAGUCAGUAAGCGUGGAAUCAGAACAAGAGAAAUGAAAUGAAUGCCCGAUCCUCUUCUCCGUGCCACGGUCUGGCCCUCUUCCCUACCUACACUUGCUUCUCUU
Microcebus murinus (gray mouse lemur) is the source of this 5609-nucleotide messenger RNA. It is a transcript of the gene BBS10, whose product is annotated as Bardet-Biedl syndrome 10. Gene Ontology annotation, biological process: chaperone-mediated protein complex assembly. Lineage: Eukaryota; Metazoa; Chordata; Mammalia; Primates; Cheirogaleidae. Gene Ontology annotation, molecular function: ATP binding. The record is from RefSeq and is a predicted model, not a curated record.